AUCCGUCACUCUCCACUGUUUAAGAAACACCUGUCGGAAGACUCUGUUGCCUUUUCACCUUCAUUUCCUUCGGAUAUUCACAAUAAAUUACCGUUAAGAUACAAAAAUAAGUUGAUUUUAUUUUUAACUUUUGAAAUAUAGAUCGGUGAAGGACAAUUCCGUCAGUCCAAAUUUUCAUAAUCUCGAUUUUCGUUUUCCCUAUUUUUUCUCAUUAGAUUUGAUUUGGCGGUGCGAACGGUGAAUUCUUUAGGGAACACGACGAGUUUCAUCGAAGAGAGUCAUUGAUCCGAAGAGAGUUGUGACUUUAGGGAUUGUUUGACACAGAGGGGAACUUAAAAAAGAAAGAAAAAGAAUUACCGUUUGUGUUAUUCCUUUUGCUGUUUUUUUUUUAUUAUUAUUUGAAUUGAUGGGCUUUUUGAGUACUGUGUUGGGUUUUUGUGGAUUCGGAGUUGGGAUUUCAGCGGGUCUUGUAAUCGGUUACUCCUUCUUCAUCUACUUCCAGCCUAGCGAUGUCAAGGAUCCUAAAAUCCGGCCAUUGGUUGAUCAAGAUUCAGAGACAUUACAAAAGAUGCUUCCAGAGAUACCUCUCUGGGUAAAAAAUCCAGACUAUGAUCGUGUUGAUUGGAUAAACAAGUUUUUGGAAUAUUUGUGGCCUUAUCUUGACAAGGCGAUUUGUACAACUGCCAAGAAUAUUGCCAAACCCAUAAUUGAUGAGCAAAUUCCAAAAUAUAAAAUUGAUGCUGUUGAAUUUGAAACACUUACAUUAGGAUCUUUGCCGCCAACUUUCCAAGGUAUGAAGGUUUAUGUCACAGAUGAGAAAGAGUUAAUCAUGGAACCAUUAAUUAAAUGGGCUGGAAAUCCUAAUGUUACUGUUGCUGUAAAGGCAUUUGGUCUGAAGGCAACUGUUCAGGUUGUGGAUUUGCAAGUGUUUGCUCUACCACGUAUUACCUUGAAGCCUUUGGUCCCAAGUUUUCCAUGUUUUGCAAGUAUCUUUGUGUCCUUGAUGGAGAAGCCCCAUGUUGACUUUGGGUUGAAGCUUAUAGGGGCUGAUCUCAUGUCAAUACCUGGUCUCUACAGGUUUGUCCAGGAGCUCAUCAAAGAUCAGGUUGCAAACAUGUAUCUAUGGCCUAAAACCCUGCAAGUACAAAUUCUGGAUCCAGCAAAAGCUUUUAAGAGACCUGUAGGAAUGCUCCAUGUGAGAGUUGUAAGGGCAAUGAAGCUAAGAAAGAAAGAUCUUUUGGGUGCAUCAGACCCUUAUGUGAAACUAAAGCUAACUGAGGAUAAGCUCUCAUCUAUGAAAACCACUGUGAAGCACAAAAACUUGAACCCUGAAUGGAAUGAGGAAUUUGAUAUUUUUGUUAAAGAUCCUCAAACCCAGGCCUUAGAGCUUCGUGUUUUUGACUGGGAGCAGAUUGGCAAGCAUGAAAAGAUGGGUAUGAAUGUGAUUCCUUUGAAAGAACUUACUCCUGAGGAGCCAAAAGUUAUGACCCUUGAACUCCUUAAAAAUAUGGACUUAAAUGACACACAAAAUGAGAAGUCACGUGGCCAGCUUGUGGUGGAACUGACAUAUAAGCCCUUCAAAGAAGAUGAAAUACCAAAAUCUUUUGAGGAGUCAAAAACAGUGCAGAAGGCUCCUGAGAAUACACCUGAUGGUGGAGGUGUGCUUGCAGUCAUAGUCCAUGAGGCACAAGAUGUUGAAGGAAAGCACCACACUAAUCCAUAUGUGCGUGUUCUCUUUAGAGGCGAGGAGAAAAAAACUAAGCAUGUAAAGAAAAACAGAGAUCCAAGAUGGGAAGAGGAGUUUCUAUUUAUGAUAGAUGAACCCCCCAUUAAUGAGAAAUUGCAUGUGGAAGUUCUCAGCAAUUCAUCAAGGAUAGGCCUGCUGCACUCAAAGGAAUCACUAGGUUAUAUCGAUAUCAAUCUUUCAGAUGUUGUUAACAACAAAAGAAUCAAUGAGAAAUACCAUCUCAUAGACUCAAAGAAUGGACGGAUCCAGAUUGAGUUGCAAUGGAGAACAAAAUAAGCUUAGUGUGUUUCUUUCUUUUCUUACCUUGAAUAUUGUUGGACUUUUAUGAAUUAAGGAUACUGCAUCAAAGGAAACCAUUUCUCAAUCUGUCAUCAGAUUGAAGAUUGAAUAGGUCAUUUUAUUUGUUUGUUUCUAUACAUGAUUGUAAUAAUAGCACCAACGACGCAGGAUUUCUAGUUCUCAAGCUUGUAAGAUAGAAAUGAAAACAGUUAUGCUUUGGACAAUAUAUGACGGUUUGAGGUCUUCAUA
Molecule: messenger RNA, 2275 nt
Organism: Durio zibethinus
Lineage: Eukaryota; Viridiplantae; Streptophyta; Magnoliopsida; Malvales; Malvaceae
Product: synaptotagmin-1-like
Cellular component (GO): endoplasmic reticulum
Molecular function (GO): lipid binding
Source: RefSeq, a predicted model, not a curated record